This is a messenger RNA of Felis catus (domestic cat), 4659 nucleotides long. RefSeq lists its product as uncharacterized. NCBI's taxonomy places the organism in Eukaryota, Metazoa, Chordata, Mammalia, Carnivora, Felidae. The transcript is spliced from 3 exons. Bases 2671 to 3663 code for a protein of 330 amino acids. The record is from RefSeq and is a predicted model, not a curated record.
AGUGGGCAGGGCCGGGAGGAGGGCGCGGUCUCCGCGCCCGCGGUCCGAGUGGCCCCCAGCAGCGCAGCCUCUGGCAACGUUUGGCUGGUGAUUUUGUGUCUUUGCUGCCUGCCAGAACUUCGUUCGCAAUUAAGGAGACGGGCCCCGCGGGGAAGGGGACUUGCCCGGGGUCGCACAGAGGGAAGGGUGCCGCUUGAAGCCACGCCUGGAACGGUCGGCGGGACGUAGGCCACAUGGCCGCGCCUCCGCAGCCACAGUGCGCGCACCGGAGCUGCCUGCCGUUCGGAGGCCCGGUGGGCAGCUUCUCGCACGUCGACCUCGCCCUGGCGGCGGAGGGCGGCCCGGCUCCUGGAGCCGCAAGCGUCCGUUCUGUUCGCGGACGGCCCGCCGGGACCGGUGGGUCCCCCGGGCCCGCCUGGGCUCGCCCGCUCCAGUCACUGCCUCUGCGGCCCCGGCACCGAAUGCAGGAGUUGCUCUGGGGUUUUGAGCUUGGGAUCGCAGGGGAUCUGUCGGUUGUUGGAAACUUAAACCGGAUAUAGAGGCCGUCACGAAGACUGUUGAGAGAGACACAGAAUAACGCUGCCUGAAAAAUUGCAGACAGAUUUCAUCGCCUCCAGAAGAAGCUCCGUUCCGUCCCCAUCAGCUGUCACCGCCCCCUUCCCAGCCCCCGGCCGCCACGAGCCCCCUUCCUGUCCGUGGAUGAGCACGUUGUGGAUAUUUCACAUCAACUGAGUUUCACCCCGUGUGGCGUCUCGUGUCUGGUUCCCUCCCCGAGUGUCGUGUGUUCGGGGUCUGUCCGCGGGGCGGCGGGUGUGGGCGCCUCGCUCCUGCUGUGGCCGAGGGACGUGCCCUCCUGUGUGUGGUGGACGCGUGUAUCUGUUUCCCCGUUGAUGGAUUUUUUUCAUUUAAAAAUCUUUACCGCUUAAUGAGAUAUACUUGACCUACAAAAACGCACGUCCUGAAAACAUACAACGGGGUAUUGGACGUGUGCGUGCGCACGGAAGCACCGUGGCGGUCAAGGUGCCCUCGAGCCUUCCUCCCGCCCUUCUGGACCCUCUCCCACCCCUCCCAGCCCCAGCAACCGCCCUUCUGUCAGUUCACCUGCAUCUUCUAGACUUUUCUAUGCAGUAUGUUCUCCUUGGUGCCUGGCUUCCCCCGUGCGACACGGUGACUUCCGAGUGCUCCAGCUUACCGUGUCUGUCACUGGCACGUUCCUUCUACCCCUGGUCGUGUUCCGUGGAAGGGUGGACCUGUGUUCACCCACUCACCUGGUCAAGGGCAUUUGGGUUGCUCCCGGUUUGGCCAGUUCCAGAUGUGGCUGAUGAACAGUCACGUCCGGGCCGGGAGGCACGGGUAGGCGUAACUGAUGUGCAACAUGACCUUAGCGCCGGGGGCACGACAGCGGAUUUUUCCGAAGCAGUCACACCUGUUGAGGCUCCUGCCAGAGACGUGUGAGUUCCUGCUGGAUUUGGGUAUUUUGCUGCUUUAAAAAGGACACCCACGCUGUUUGCCGUGGUCACGCUGGGUGGCUCGAGACGACAGACAGGAUUUCCGGGGUGGUGUCACGGGGCUGCCUCCAUCUGCCUCUUCCAGCCCCUGGGGGCUCCAGGUGCCCCUGGCUCACAGCUUCUCUCUUACGAGGAUGCUUGUCACUGAUGGGAGGCCCAUCCUGCCCCAAGAUCCUUAAUUACAUCUGCAAAAGCCCUUUUUCCAGACAAGGCCACGAUCUCAGGCUCCGGGGUUGGACGCGGGCAUCUCUUAAAGAGCCGUUGGCGUCACACCGUGGCGCGGGGUGGUCUCCGAGGACAACUAGCGGGGAGGGGCUGUCCCUGUCUUGGUGUGGCACGUGCUGUUCUGCCCUGGCCGGGGUGGGGGAGGGGGCAGCAGGACUGCUGGGGGUUCCGGUCAGGCCCGGGCCGAGCGCGGCCUCCCCAGAGCCGGGAAGGCCUGGGGCCGUCCGGGGCCGGGGCGAAGGCAUGCUGCGACUGUGCUCAGGACACCACUGCCGCUGCUAGGUCGUGGGCACAUCCGUGGCCCUGAGUCUCCUGUGGCUGCUCCCUGCCUCUGCAGCUCCUUCCGGCGGGUCAGACAGUGCUCCUCCCAGAAUGCCCACGGAGCUGGUCCUGGGGUGGGGGGGUGGUGCCUCACUGAACACUUCAUGGUUUCUAAUGUUUAUUUUUGAGAGAGAGGAGACAGAGACACAGAGCAUGAGCAGGAGGAGGGGCAGCGAGAGAGGGAGACACAGAACCCGAAGCAGGCUCCAGGCUCCGAGCUGUCAGCACAGAGCCCGGCACAGAGCCCAAACCCACGAACCGUGAGAUCGUGACCUGAGCCACUCAGACGCCCCCUUUAUCAUCUGUUUUUAAACACCUUUUUUGUACAAUUCAUACACCAUCCAACUUACACAACGUGCAUAAUCCAGUGGGCUUUGGUAUAUUACAUUAUUUUAAAAAUUAAUAGGCAGUAUCUCAGGGAGUGGCUUUUGCCCCCGUGAGCCAGGCCCAGGCCCAGACCCCCAGGAGCCCUUGUUACAAGUGCAGGUUUCCCGCCUGACCUGAGCUUUGGUUCCGGAACCGUCAUGCUGAGCACCUUUCCUGUCACUCUGUGGCUUUCCUUGUAAGAGGGGAAUUUGGACGCAGACACGUGCAGAGAGAGAGAAGCCACGAGAAGAUGGAGGGAGUGGUGUGGCCACAAGCUGAGGGCCACCUGGACCACCAGAAGCUGGACGAGAGGGAGGGCAGGCAGCCCCUCAGCACCUUGUCCUGGGACUUCGCUUCCAGAAUGAGAAUAAAUUCUUGGAGGUUUAGGCCACAUCCGUGUGUGUGUGUGUGUGUGUGUGUGUGUGUGUGUGUGUGUGUGUGUGUCACGGCUGCCCCUGGAGGCUCGCACGCCCAGGGCCGCAGCCCCUGUCCCCAGACCCCCAGCGUGGCCACCUGCUAUGGGACCCUCCCCUGUUGGUCUGUAGGCGCAGCAGCUGAGAGCCUUGGGGCAGCCAGCAUUGUCAUAAAAUGUCAUUUAUUGCUACAGUGCUGUUAUGUACAGGACAGCUCUCCAGGUCAGCUUCAGGGAGGAUUGCUUAAAAACAUCCCAAGGAAUCCAGCCAGCUGUGGUGACAUCUGGAUAAAAUCAUUUUUCUUAAAGAGCUUUUUUUUUUUUUUUUUUUUGAAAACCAGUUACCUUGAGGCACUCAGCACACUUCCCCGGAAUCGUGGGUCUCCCCUCCCUCCCCCAAGGCUGCUUACAUGGAAUACAAAGUCGGGUAGUGGGGGGGGGGGGGGCAGAAGCUCCUGGGCCCCCACCCAUGAAACCAGAAGUAGAGUAGGAGGGGAACUGAGGCAGGCUCCCCAAAAGACACACGAGACCCACACAGAGGGGGGCGUCAGCAAGGAGAGUCCCUCUCGAGCCCUCGGCUCCUCACAGACCCCUGGCCAGUCUCCAUCAGUCUUGGGUGGGGAACCGCCCAGCGGGAGGCCCCAGGGGACCUCGGGAUGGGAGGCAGCUCUGGAUGUCCUGCCUGGUGCUUCCCUUGCAGGCGCCCAGCUCCCUAGCCUCGGGGAGUCCCAGGGCUCCGGGAGUGCGUCAGGCUGGUGUGCUGCGGUGAACCCCGGGGUCCAUACGACCCGUGUGGGUGUGGGGGUACAGGGAGGAGCCCAGCAGGCCUGAUCCGCACCCAGAGAUCAGACGGAGGGGCCAAUGGUCCUGGCUUCCCUGGGGCUGCAGCGACUCCAAGGACGAGGGCUUUUCACUAUAAGCCCCGGACGGUCCUGGGCAAGCUGGGAGGCGCUGGUCUGCUGGGUGACACGUGAGACCAGAGUGGGGACUCAGGGAGACCUGGGACCUGGGCCUGGGAUAGGGCCACCAAGGGCCGAAGGGGCCCACCCUCCUGGUCUUAUAGGUGAGCAGGUGCAAAGCCUGAGUGCUUUUUAGGGUCUGGGGACAGUCACCUGGUGGGUGAGGGCUUCUGAGCCAGCCCUGAGUGGUAUGCAGGCCAGGUCCCCAGGUCAAAGGAACCGAGGACAGGGUCUCGGGGGGCCCUUGUAGCACCGGGCUCAGCGGUAUGGUCCCUGUGCCCAGAACACUGGUCCCAACAAAAUCCAAGUCGGGGAGGCCUGCAGACUGGGAGGGCAGCUUGUGGGGUCCCGGGGAGGGACACGGGGGCCCGCAGGCCGUGGGGAAGCGCCUGGGGACCAAGCUGCUUUCAGGGGCUCCUAGGCAGUCCUCACGGGAGGAUCACUGCCUCCCUGCAGACACCACCCCCCUUCCAGAGGGAGGGGAGAGGCCCGCCCACCACUUCACAGUCUCGCCAAACCAAGGGAACCACCUAGACUCUUAAACACCAGCUGGGAGAGCAGCAGCUGGGAGACACUUUGUGCCCGACAGCUCCCGGGGUUUGGGGGGGCGGGGGGACCUCAGGUUUACAGUGGUCUUUUCAAUACACUUUUAAUAAUCUGUUGAUCGUGAAAUGCAACGCUCAGCUCUAGAAUCAGCAGCAGAAAUAGCAAGAGACAUGAGACUUUUAUACAAAAAAUUUGUUGCUUACAAAACAUAUGCAAAAAAGCUUAAAAAAAAAAGAUCAAAGGCAUCCUUGUUGCUAAUUUCCUAAUACAUUAAAAAAAAAAAAAAUCUCCUAACUAACGUCCUUUGUUUUCCUUAAGAAAA